AUGGAUGUGGUAACACGAUGGAACAGCUCCAUGGAUAUGCUGGAACGCUAUCUCGAGCAACAAGCGGCUAUAACGGCAGCUCUCUUAAGCACAGAGGUGCGCAAAAAUGCCCGUCAACUUGAUACUCUGGACAGCAACGACAUCACUGAUGCAGAAGAAAUAGCUGUGGAGCAAUCAGAAAACAGGGAGGGCGGUGCCAGUGAUGGAGAUCCCACUGAUGCAGCAGAGAAGAGAGAGACAACACAGAGAGUCGAGCAAGAACCGCCACCACCGAAGAUGGAAGAUCUUGGUGCAACUUUUUCUAAACCAACAGUCACUCAGUCCAAAUGUCCGAUCUGGCUGGAUAACGUCUGGUGUUCGGGCAGCGAGAGCUCUCUGUCGGAGUGCCGGUCGAACGGCUGGGGUGUGAGCGACUGCACUCACGCUGAAGACCUGGGAGUCAUCUGCAAUCCGGAUCCACCCAACCAGGGUCACGUCCCCCGGUACCAAGAGCCUCCUUCACCUCAGAUCUCUAACCUGGUCUCGAACGCUCCUCAACGCGGGCACGAGAUCGGCCUCCACCGCGGCGGCCGCGGCCCGUCCUCACCGCAGCUCACCGGCCAUCGCAUCCAGCUGCGCAGGAACGGGUUCGAGAGCGCCGUCACCCCGCGGGGACACCAGAUCCCGGACUUCCUGCGCAGCAGAGCCUCCUACAGACGAGCGCAGGACGUGACGCCCGCUCAGACCGCACGAAACCCUGAGAGACCAGCGCCAGCGCCGGAGCCGGUCUACAGUCCCGAGCCGGUGGAGCACAGUAACAGGAUGGAUCUGGACUUCACCGACAUGGAUGAGCAGUCGUCUGGGUCGCUCCGGCUGGACGAGGUGCGUCUCCGAGCCGUUCUGAGCGCCGCUCGGAGCGCUGCCAUGGUGACGGAGGGUGUGCUGGAGGUGAGGCAUGCUGGGAAAUGGAGGCAGGUGUGUAGUGUGGGCUGGGAUCUCGGCAGCAGUCGUGUGGUGUGUGGCAUGCUGGGAUUCCCGUCAGCGGAGCAGCUCGACACACGCGUGUACCGGAAACUGUGGGACUCAAAGUUGGAGGAUCCAGCCACAAGGUCUGCGGUCAGUAAGAAGGCGUUCUGGGUCGAGCGGGUUCAGUGUUUGGGUACAGAGGUGUCUCUGGCGCAGUGUCGGGCGCAGCUCUCUGUCCCGCGGCACGACGUCCCCUGCGCCGGAGCGAUGCACGCGGUGGUGCGCUGCGUUCCCGGCGCUCAGUUCUCCAGAAGCUCCGCCUCCAGACACCUGCAGGCUCCGCCCCCUCUGAACGCGGAGGUGCGUCUGAAGGCCGGAGCGCGGCUGGGCGAGGGCCGGGUGGAGGUGCUCCGCGAGGGUAAGUGGGGGACCGUGUGUGACCAUCUGUGGGAUCUAACAGCGGCCAGCGUGGUGUGCAGAGAGCUGGGCUUCGGCUCGGCCAGAGAGGCCCCGCGAGGAGCGCUCAUGGGUCAAGGUAAUGACUCCUCACCAUGUCAUGGCUCCGUCUCCACGGUGACAGGCCUGAGCAAACGCUACAGCUGCUAUAACAUGGGUGAUCAGGGCAUCAGUGUGGGCUGCUGGGAUACGUACCGCCACGACAUCGACUGCCAGUGGGUGGACAUCACCGACGUGCGGCCUGGAGACUACAUCUUCCAGGUGGAGGUCAAUCCGUCGCUGGAUAUGGCUGAGUCAGACUUCCAGAAUAACGUGAUGCGCUGCCGCUGCCGCUACGACGGAGCACGCGUGUUUCUGUACGGCUGCCACGCCGGUGACGCUUACAGCGCGGAGGCAGAGGACCUGUUUGAACACCAGCGUCAGAUCUCAAACAACUUCCUGUGAAGCGCUGCAGGACUGACGC
This is a messenger RNA of Sinocyclocheilus grahami, 1864 nucleotides long. RefSeq names its product lysyl oxidase homolog 4-like. Gene Ontology annotation, cellular component: membrane. NCBI's taxonomy places the organism in Eukaryota, Metazoa, Chordata, Actinopteri, Cypriniformes, Cyprinidae. Bases 1 to 1845 code for a protein of 614 amino acids. The transcript has 10 exons. Gene Ontology annotation, molecular function: protein-lysine 6-oxidase activity; copper ion binding. Gene Ontology annotation, biological process: collagen fibril organization; peptidyl-lysine oxidation. The record is from RefSeq and is a predicted model, not a curated record.